UUUGGUCGGCAUGACUGCCAAAUUAAUCCAUAAUAGAAGCAAUACCGUGGUCAUUUGUGUCCGUGCUGUUGAAAGAAACAUCUAGUUUGUGUGCUCUUUGCUAAUUGUUGAAACAGAAAGAAAGCCAGCAUCAGUCAGCAAAUCAGCAGCAGUGGAGAGCAGAACAUAAGUAGAGCAGAAAAGCACAAGCGAAACACACAGGAAAACAAGUAAAACAGCAGAAACAUGGCUCAGGAAGGACAGGAUAUGCCCACAUUCAAGUGCGUGCUGGUCGGCGAUGGCGGCACUGGAAAGACAACAUUCGUCAAACGUCACAUGACCGGCGAAUUCGAGAAGAAAUAUGUGGCCACACUGGGCGUGGAGGUGCAUCCAUUGAUCUUCCAUACCAAUCGCGGUGCGAUCCGUUUCAAUGUAUGGGACACAGCUGGCCAGGAGAAAUUUGGCGGACUACGCGAUGGCUAUUACAUUCAGGGCCAAUGCGCUGUCAUCAUGUUCGAUGUAACAUCGCGUGUCACCUACAAGAAUGUGCCCAACUGGCACAGAGAUCUGGUGCGCGUCUGCGAGAAUAUACCCAUUGUCCUCUGUGGCAACAAGGUUGACAUCAAGGAUCGCAAGGUCAAAGCCAAAAGCAUUGUGUUUCACCGAAAGAAAAAUUUGCAGUACUACGAUAUCUCUGCUAAGUCGAAUUACAACUUUGAGAAACCAUUCCUUUGGCUGGCCCGCAAGCUGGUCGGUGAUCCAAAUCUGGAGUUCGUAGCAAUGCCGGCGCUGCUGCCACCGGAGGUCAAAAUGGAUAAAGACUGGCAGCUCCAGAUCGAGCGUGACUUGCAGGAGGCGCAGGCGACCGCCUUGCCUGAUGAGGAUGAGGAUCUAUAAGCAUAUUAGUUUACAAAUGAAUUCAAAACAAAAUAUAAUUGAGA
Drosophila arizonae is the source of this 920-nucleotide messenger RNA. It is a transcript of the gene Ran, whose product is annotated as RAN, member RAS oncogene family. The record is from RefSeq and is a predicted model, not a curated record. Gene Ontology annotation, biological process: ribosomal subunit export from nucleus; protein import into nucleus. NCBI's taxonomy places the organism in Eukaryota, Metazoa, Arthropoda, Insecta, Diptera, Drosophilidae. Gene Ontology annotation, cellular component: nucleus; cytoplasm. Gene Ontology annotation, molecular function: GTPase activity; GTP binding.